Varroa destructor (honeybee mite) is the source of this 2345-nucleotide messenger RNA. RefSeq lists its product as uncharacterized. NCBI's taxonomy places the organism in Eukaryota, Metazoa, Arthropoda, Arachnida, Mesostigmata, Varroidae. The record is from RefSeq and is a predicted model, not a curated record.
CAUAUAUCCAAUAGAAUGAAAAUAAUCAUUCGUAGCUAUGGCAUAAACAGCAUCAACGACAAAAAAUACUAAUAGAGGAGCAAAUCAGAGCAGAUUUGAGUGAUGUAUUGUUGUGUUAAGGCCGCGCCCUCUAUCCGUAGGGGUGCAGUUUGCAACAGAUCAUUGAAAAGCGACGAGUGAAGAACAGGAAUUAAUUGGAAGUGUACCGUGAUUCGUUUGUGUAUCGGUGGUGAUAUUAUUAUAUUUCGAGAUGUAGUGCUCUCAACAAGCGGAAUUCAGGCGGAUGCAUUCCUGUGGCCCAACUAUAGAUAUACGUUUGCGCUAUGAAAAGUCAGUGUUUCGCAACACCUGCCGAUUGUUAUCGUACAAUCAAAAAGUCCGAAUUCAGCGACGGGCAAUCAACACGAUCCGAGAACAAGAAGUUCCUCAGAACGUUUCCUUGGACGGUCAGGACACUCGCGACAAGGAAAGAGACCUACCCCUCAACAAUAUGCAGUCCAAUUUCGAACGUCUGUGGAGUAAGUUUAUCGAGAAGAAACGAAUGGAAGAGCUCAGGCAACAUGAGAUUAACCGGCGCGCUCUACCCCUUCCUGACUACGUUCCUCCAUUGAGACGAGCACUUCCUGACACACAAUCGGUACCUCGUUACCUUCAAAGUACCUACUCGGCACGAAAGAAAAUGCUUGAUGUGCCUUCGGCGAUCGGCCGAGCACAGCCAACCGUGUUCAAUAACAACAGUAGUAACGUGCAAUACAACAGUUAUAGCAACCACACCUAUAAUAAGACUACUUCACCGACGGGCCGGCCGAAAUCGCGUUCACCGAUCGAUAACUUGUACACGGGCGAAACGCGCAGGACGCUUGUCACUUGCGCGACUGCUAGCAGUGCGGCAAAACAGCGCCCACCAGUUCGCCUCCGCCAGCAGCAACAGCUCAGUCAGAAGAUUUCCGGAAUUGUAAACAACAACAACAGCGUCGCCAACAGUUCCAGCAGCAGAAGCCGUAGUUGUCAUUCCCUAACAUCACACAAUCGAUCGUCGUCCAAGAAAAGCUCCACGCCUGUGGGACGCAGCACGUUGAAGCCUGCUACAUCCGAUACGGAACUAUCUCGCCGUAGCACAUCUCCUUAUGGAGGCCCCCACGUUAGAGAGACUACUUCUUCCUCAAGUUACCCACUAGACUAUAAUAGCUAUUCUGGUCCGAAAAGCUAUACGUCUUCCCUUGUUUGCCAAAGCAGCCUUCAACCGGUUACCCUCAGCCCGAGACUAGCUCGCCGUAGCCUGACGGCCCUUAACAGACUGACCCAGAUUGCCCAGGAAGGUCGAAAAAAACUUGAAACAAACAUAUUUCCCUCAAAAACAUCGAGCUCGUCAACGCUACGCCGAACUGGAACAUUUACCAAGGAGGACGACAUUUCCACCAGAGAUGUCAGAAGAAGUGGCGUCCCUUCAUCUUCGUCACGUCAAAGGCCAGCUUCAAUUACCGAACCCGGCCUUUGGAGAGGGUCCUAUGUCAAAUAAGCGUCUAGACACCCGUUUGGCAAGCAAAGCCUCGACGCGCAUAAAUCACCUCACUGACGUGAACGCCAAUGAUAGCCAUGGAAUGACGACUUCCUAAAUGCACCAUAAAUGCAAAGGGAGUCAGCACUUGACUGAAACCUUUUCCAUCCCCCCGGGAAGUCUUGACUCUACGCGGUGUGGCCCCAGUCAGCAUUUUGCCCUUGCUUUCAUAGAAUAUAAUCUGAUUUAACGAUUUCUGAUUUUAUCCAUUUUUCAAUCCUUCGUUGAGUUCUUAUUACGUCGCACCAAAGCUACAUGAUACAAUAUAAAUAUUAUUUAUUUUCAAAUAUUCUAUACGUUAUGCAACAGAAUUGUGUUCAUAUAGCUUAGAUAUAUAUUUUGCAAGAAUAAUAUGAAGCACGGUGACCGCUCUUCGUUCGUUAAUUAUUUCUUGCCUUUUCUCCUUACCUCUAAUUAUCUCGCUGUUUAUUAGACGUAUUCUAUAUUUUAAUAUACGUUUCAAAUAGACGUAUUCAGGGUACAUUGAACCAUGAUAUUUUUGUUCAUUUUUUUCAUACAGGACAAAAGUACUACCAGAAAGGUACUAGGUGAUUGUCAUAAGCACGAUCGGAAAUUAACUAACAGACGCUUGCGUAAAUCUUCGUAAACUUAUAAAGUAUGAAAAGCGUGUCCCAAUAAAAAUAUAUACCGCAUAUUAAGAAUGAGCUGUUGUUUAUUUAACUGCGACAUUCGAAUAAAGGUCAAUAAACGCAUAGACAAUGGUACACAACAUAUUAUUAUGAUAAUCGUCAAUAAAAAAAAACAAAGGAUUUUGUUGGUUUUCUUA